AUGGCCCGGGCUCACUGGGGCUGCUGUCCCUGGCUGGUCCUCCUCUGUGCUUGUGCCUGGGGCCACCCAAAGCCAGCAGACCUUGGAGAAGAGGAUGUGAGAAACUGUUCCAUCAGCCCCCCGUACCUUCCAGUCACUGUGGUCAAUACCACAGUGCGGCUCACAGCCCUCCGCCAGCAGUUGCAGACCCAGAAUCUCUCUGCCUACAUCAUCCCAGACACAGAUGCCCACAUGAACGAGUACCUUGGCACACCUGACAAGAGACGUGACUGGAUUACAGGCUUUACUGGGUCUGCAGGAACCGCAGUGGUGACCAUGGGGAAAGCAGCUCUCUGGACCGACAGUCGCUACUGGACUCAGGCUGAGCGGCAGAUGGACUGCAACUGGGAACUCCAUAAGGAAGUUGGCACCAAUCCCAUUGUUAUUUGGCUCCUCACUGAGAUUCCUGCUGGAGGACGUGUGGGCUUUGACCCCUUCCUCUUGUCUAUCGACUCCUGGAAAAGUUAUGACCUGGCCCUCCAAGGCUCUAACAGACAGCUGGUGUCCAUCACGGUCAACCUUGUGGACCUGGUGUGGGGGUCAGAGAGGCCCCUGUUUCCAAGCCAGCCCAUUUAUGCCCUGCAGGAGGCGUUCACAGGGAACACUUGGCAGGAGAAGGUAUCCAACAUCCGAAGCCAGAUGCAGAACCAUCUCAAGGCCCCGACUGCUGUUCUCCUGUCAGCACUUGAUGAGACAGCCUGGCUCUUCAACCUUCGCAGCAAUGACAUCCCCUAUAACCCCUUCUUCUAUUCCUACACACUGCUCACAGACUCCUCCAUCAGGUUAUUUGUAAACAAGAGUCGUUUUAGCUCCGAGACCCUGAGGUACCUGAACUCCAGCUGCACAGGCCCCAUGUGUGUGCAACUUGAGGAUUACAGCCAAGUUCGUGACAGCAUCCAGACCUAUGCCUCAGGAGAUGUGAGGAUCUGGAUCGGGACCAGCUAUACCACAUAUGGGCUCUAUGAAGUGAUACCGAAGGAGAAACUCGUGACAGACACCUACUCUCCAGUGAUGACAACCAAGGCGGUGAAGAACAGCAAGGAGCAGGCCCUCCUCAAGGCCAGCCACGUGCGGGACGCUAUAGCCGUGAUCCGGUACUUGGUCUGGCUAGAGAAGAAUGUGCCCAAAGGCACAGUGAACGAGUUCUCAGGGGCAGAGAUGGUGAACAAGUUCCGAGGAGAAGAAGAGUUCUCCUCUGGACCCAGUUUUGAAACAAUCUCUGCUAGUGGCCUGAACGCUGCCUUAGCCCACUACAGCCCAACCAAGGAGCUGAACCACAAGCUGUCCUCAGAUGAGAUGUACCUGCUGGAUUCUGGGGGUCAAUACUGGGAUGGGACCACAGACAUCACCAGAACAGUCCACUGGGGCACCCCAUCUGCUUUCCAAAAGGAGGCAUAUACCCGCGUGUUGAUAGGAAAUAUCGACCUGUCCAGUCUCAUCUUUCCUGCUGCUACAUCAGGGCGGGUGAUGGAGGCCUUUGCUCGCAGAGCCCUGUGGAAUGUUGGGCUCAAUUAUGGUCAUGGGACAGGCCAUGGCAUUGGCAACUUCCUAUGUGUACAUGAGUGGCCAGUGGGAUUCCAAUCCAGUAACAUUGCUAUGGCCAAGGGCAUGUUUACUUCCAUUGAACCUGGUUACUAUAAGGAUGGAGAAUUUGGGAUCCGUCUUGAAGAUAUAGCACUCGUAGUAGAAGCAAAAACCAAGUACCCAGGGACCUACCUGACCUUUGAAGUGGUGUCCUUGGUGCCCUAUGACCGGAACCUCAUCGAUGUCAGUCUGCUGUCCCCUGAGCAUUUCCAGUACCUGAAUCGCUACUACCAGACCAUCCGUGAGAAGGUGGGCCCGGAGCUGCAGCGGCGCCAGCUGCUGGAGGAGUAUGCAUGGCUACAGCAGCACACAGAGCCCCUGUCUGCCAGGGCCCCGGGCACCACCUCCUUGGCUUCUGUGUUGACUGCCUCUGCUCUUGCUAUCCUCAGCUGGAGCGUCUGAGGCUCCAAACUGUCCCACUGACCCUCCAUUUGAUGUGGGUCCCACCUGCUCAACUCCCUUAACCCUGUACCACACAUGCCCCCAAGAACCCCUGCCUGCACUUCACCUGGAAACCAUUGCUUUCAGCCUCCCUCCCCAGGACCAGGCCUCAAGGACUCAGGGUUUCUUGGCCCCAGGCAGCACCUUGCCCCCACCUCAGGCUAUACCUCACCCUGGCUUCCAACUGCAGCUCCCCAGAUAGGAGAGCUAACUAGUCCCUUCCCUCAAAACAGAAGAUUAAUAGGACAGUGCCCCUAACUCCCAGGGGCUCCUUGGUCCUGGGAGAGCCUGACACUAUCACCACCUGCUGGACAUAGCCAGAGGUGUUCCCACUCACACUCACUCUUGACUUUUUGGUUUUCCCAUGCCCUUGAGACUGACCCGCCUCCAUCAGCUAGCAACACUGUGAUGGGGCUCCCUGCCUGCUGUGCCUGCAGAGGGAACGGAAGGGGGGCUUGCUGAGUCCUCUGCUUGCCGACUGUUGCCCUAAAGUCGACCAGAACAGCACAGUGGCCGCUGAAUGAGCCUGGAGCUGGAGACCAGCCAAGGACACGCACUAGCUCCCCACACACAUGAGCCCAUCUCUCCUAAACCCUGGGUGGGUUCCACGCCAAGUGACAGCAGAGGAGUUAAGCCACGGGAGUCUGCCCAUGGGGAAGGAAGGAAAGUGAAGAGGCAUUCUGGAAUAUGCUGUGGAAUAUGGCCCCACCAGAGGCUGGGCAACAACCUAGGCAGCGGCACUGAGUCACUAUCCUGCUUCCCUGGCAUUCUGGGAGCCCUUUGAACUUUCCAAAGUGCGGCUGACGUGACAGUGCUAUUAAAUCCUCCCACAUCCUUAGAUGGCCCUCAACCUUGUGUGCACAGAUUGCAGUUUCCCCUCUUUACAGACAGAAAAACAGCUCCAGACAGAGAGGGUGGCUCCUGCCCAAGGAGAUGAUGGGGCCAGAUGAGAGGACAGUGCAGUUCUUUUGCCCUUCAGUGCCAUGCAGUCCCUCAGCCUACCUCCCAGCCCCCUCCUCAUUCUCUGAGUCUGCUGUGGUGAGAAGAGUUUGCUCUGGCCAAAUCGGCCGUUAGCCACCUGGGUUCACAUCCUGCUAAGAUGCUUAAAACAGCCUGGCAAAGACGCCUGCUUCUGGGUUUUGCAUUGUGUCUGCUGUGUUGCCAAUGAGCGCUGUUACCUGUGGCUUUUGUGGUGCCAGAGAAAAAAGAGAGGGUGAGGUGGGGGUGGGGAUGUGAGGCUCCCAGAAGCUCGAAGGGGAGGGGGGUGCACAUGGGCUUGAGAAUGUGUGUGUGAGCAUGCGCGCAUGUGCAAGGACGCUCAAGCAUGCCUGCCACGCUCGGCAAGCCACCUGCGGCCUGUUCUAAAGGUGGUGUAACCUUGUGGAGGAAAAGAAGGGAGCCCUGUGCUGGGGAACCGGUCAGUAUGGUCUAGAAAAGCUGGAGCCAGAACCUUUGCCUGGCAUAGCACAGUUGGCUAGAAGGAGAGAACCAAGCGCAGGACGCAGGAUGCUUGGGCAAAGGCCCCAAGUGCCCCUAGUCUGGGACCAGGCCUAAUUGUGACAGUUAACGCUACCAAUGCCUGCAUACAAAGGCCCCAGGCCUGACCCACUUUCACUAGAGAGCCUGUAGCACUCUAGUGGACCUGUUUGCUGAGUUCUUUGCUCUUUCACCUGCUAGCCCCACAAAGCUACUAAUAACAAAAUUAAA
Molecule: messenger RNA, 3771 nt
Organism: Otolemur garnettii (small-eared galago)
Lineage: Eukaryota; Metazoa; Chordata; Mammalia; Primates; Galagidae
Gene: XPNPEP2
Product: X-prolyl aminopeptidase 2
Exons: 21
Coding region: 1-2025 (674 amino acids)
Molecular function (GO): metalloaminopeptidase activity
Source: RefSeq, a predicted model, not a curated record